AUGCGGCGUGAUUUGCGUCGUUUUGAUUUACGUUUCAAUAGCCUAUGCAGACUACGUCGUCAUCGUUUGGAUGCUUUACCCGACGUUCCAAGAAACGUUCGUUCUUUCGAGAUCAAGUCUUGAAUUUUAAUCAUUCCUUUUGAACAUGAAGAAAGCAAAAAUAGUAAAAAGAAUCUAUUUCCGUUUUAAAAUUCUUUUUUUUGGCAACAUAGAGGUUUUGAUCUUGUUUUUCCAAAUUAUUUACUUUAUGGAAAAAUGAACUUCGAAUUUUCGAAGUCAAAAAGUCAAGCUUGUGAUUUCAGAAUGUGGGGAAUAUUCCACGCUGCUUUUUUCAACCUCUUGUUGCUUGGUACCGUUGUGGCACACACCAAAACAAUGUUCUCCGAUCCUGGAAUCGUUCCAAUUUCUAAAAACAAGUUCGUUGUAGUCUCCUGAAAACUCUUACAGUUCAUUCGUUCCAGGACCAGUGGUCCGAGACCUUUGUCUUCGGAAGAUGAAUCGGAAAGCGACGAAGAGGCCAUGAUGAGACACCCCUAUUUUGGAGUUGGUUUCGUCUUUUUUUCUCAAAAAUAAGAUGCCUAAAAAAAUGAAUGCAAAAUACCGACCUUAAACUCUUCAUUUAUCCCAUGAUUCAGCAGAGGAUUUUCUCUGAAGGCUGAAUAAACUUGUAAACUUUUAAGAUGCCAUGAAAUAAUUUUUUGAUUCAAACAAUACCAUUUACCUGGAAUGGGAAAUUGAAAACCGGUUCAAGCUUUCAUUCAAAUCAGAAAACGCGUCCAUAGUUUUUUUGAUAAUUCUUUUUUUACAAUUUUUUUCUUUUUAAAAGAAAAAAAAUUUAAGACAAGAGGAUCCCCGUCGGAAUGGACAAUGUGCACGCGAUGCGAAUCUUUAAGGCCUCCAAGGGCCCAUCAUUGCCGUGUUUGCAAAAAGAUGCGUCAGGAAAAUGGAUCAUCACUGUGGGUUUUUUUUUCGGCUGUAAAAUGUUCAAUUUUCAAAAAAUACAAAAAGUUGACCGGCAAAAUUAUUUCUAUGAGCAGAUUCCUUUCUCAUUUAUUUCAUUUUUGAUAACUUGAAAAACUUUUUCUUGAAAAUUGCUUAUUGAUUGAAACGAUGCUUUUUUCAGGUCCUUGGGUCAACAAUUGUGUUGGCGAAUUGAAUCAAAAACAUUUUCUGCAGUUUAUAAUUUAUGUGGGCGUAACUAGUUUAUAUGCAUUAUUGUAAGUUCUUGGACAUACAUUAGGAAUUCGAAUAAAAAUCUAUUUUAGCAUACUUAUUAUUUGUUGGGUUUAUGACGACGAGUUUGGCACAACGGGUAUGCGUGGACCGAACGGCGAAAACGCACACCAUACUAAAGUGUUUGUUUUUUUACAAACUACCUUACUUGAAAAUAUUUUGAAUUUUUCAGACUUCAUUCAAUAUUUUUGGCGAUGGAAAGCGCCUUGUUUGGAAUGUUCGUCAUGGCUGUUUCAUGCGAUCAGGUUAGCUACAAAGCAAAUAAAACGGAAAAAUUAUAUUUACCUCAAUGAAAAUCAAAAUCUCGAAAUUCGUAAUGCUAAAGCUUUCCAAAAGGCCGACUUUUCUUUUGCCGUGUUCAAAGUAAUUACGGCGGUUUCAAUAUUGACGCGUUUUUCGUUCGAAAUCAUUUCGAUAAAUAUGCAAAAUUGGGAAUCCGGGUUUCUUUAAAAAAAAAAAUUGGAACUACGAGGAAAUAUGUGGAUUUUUAGACGCCAACUUCGAAUUUUUGAAUUGUUUAGGCAUUUUCGGCGAAAAGUUUGAAUUAGGGCAUGAAAAUCACCGUAAAACGACACACAUUUCAAUAUAUAUCGUUGUAAGACCCGUUUUUUUUUCUAUGCAUUCUCAUGAUUCCAAGUCAAUAUUGAAAUCGCCGAAAUUAUUUUGAAGACGGCAUUUAAUCUCACAUUUCUUCCAGUUGAGCGCAAUUUUCUCCGACGAAACGGCUGUCGAAGCCGUCCAGCGGCGAGCGCGAUACGGAUCUUCGCGAAGACCACGAACCAGUAAGAUCGCGUUACUGCGGCAGGUCUGCGGGCCUGGUAUGUCCUUUAUCUUUGAUGCAAAAUAAUGAAAAGAAUAUAAAUAUUUUUAUUCCCAGGACCAAAAAUCCUAUGGUUGAUUCCGUGCCGCUGGUCUUCGCAAAGGACUCCUUCCCGUUAUGUUCGGUCCCAUCAUCAACUGUCGCAUUUUGAUGUGUAG
Molecule: messenger RNA, 2211 nt
Organism: Caenorhabditis auriculariae
Lineage: Eukaryota; Metazoa; Nematoda; Chromadorea; Rhabditida; Rhabditidae
Source: the annotation of a GenBank genome assembly